Molecule: messenger RNA, 423 nt
Organism: Volvox carteri f. nagariensis
Lineage: Eukaryota; Viridiplantae; Chlorophyta; Chlorophyceae; Chlamydomonadales; Volvocaceae
Exons: 2
Coding region: 1-423 (140 amino acids)
Source: RefSeq, a predicted model, not a curated record
AUGCACGCAUCAACCUGCUCGUCCGAGCGCAACUGGUCGGCAUGGGGCCUCGUCUACACGAAGGCGCGCAAUCAGCUGGCCAUUGAGCAGGCGGAGAAGAUCGUUUACAUCCGUGGCAACGCGGGCUUGCAGGGCAACCAAGGCGCUGCGGCGGAUGAGGUGGAGCUGAUUCUCCAGCAAUUUCACCUUAAUUUCACCGAUUGUUGUGCUUUCGAAGCAGCUUCUUCACAACGUUCGCUCGCCUGUCCGUUCCUGGCUUCGGUCCAGGUUUUCGCUGGUCAGGCAGCAUCUGACACGGCAGCAGCUGAGAUGGAGGUGGGAGUGCGACCAGUGGAACGGGGAAGCGGAGAGGACACACAUCGGCUUUGUGACUGUGGAGCGGUUGAAGACGAUUUAACAUGUUUUCGCGGACUGCUCUGCUAA